Molecule: messenger RNA, 1105 nt
Organism: Myzus persicae (green peach aphid)
Lineage: Eukaryota; Metazoa; Arthropoda; Insecta; Hemiptera; Aphididae
Exons: 4
Coding region: 183-746 (187 amino acids)
Source: RefSeq, a predicted model, not a curated record
ACUAGUUUAAUAGAGUACCUAAAUUAUUUUCAGCAGUGUUAACUUUUGUGUAGUACCUGUCAUAACAUACCCCGGUAAACAGUCACGGUGUCGAGAGUUUUUAAAUUUAUUGGAUCAAGUUGCAUAAUAAUGAAGUGUAGAUGUUCAAUAUCUUUAAAUAUUUAAAACCAACCUGAAUCGUGAUGUCUGUAAUCGUGUUGAUAUGCACAAUAAUAUUAAUAGUGGCAAAAGUCGACUGUAGAACGAAAACUGCGACGCCCUCGAUACACAGCAGCCGCGUGGUGUCAACCGCAGAAGGUUUGACUAGUUCUUGCGCCGUAGUCGAAGAAGGUGUUCCUGGGUGCCAAGAUCCAGGGGAGGCUAACACGUUCACGACGCGAACGCCGUACCUGCAGGAUAACUGGUUCAAUGGGGCUCGGGACGACGACCGGAAGUCCUCGACGGAGGGCGGUAGUCGUCCCUUAGGCUGGUGGUGGCGUUUCAUCGGAGGACUGAAGCGGAAUCUCGAGAAAAAGGCAUCGCCGACGACGACGACCGCGGUUCGGAGCGACGCUUCCCAGCUACCGGAAACAAUUGUCACGUACUCGAUUAAGGGUUGCAGCCCCACGAUAGUGCCGUUCGAUUUGUCGCCUUGCAGCAACUUAUCACCGGAUGUACCGCAGCCUGUCAGCACCACCCGGGUAAUCUACUACGUGCCGCCGUCGUCGGGGAUCGACAGAUACAGCCCACCCGACUUUGACCAAUGAGUGAUGUGUGCCAUUGCAGCCUGCAGGCAUAAUAUUAUGAUGACCUACCUAAUAAUAUUUAAUUUACUACUAUUAAAUAUACUAUACUUUGUCUCAGAAGAGAAUAAUCAGACGGCCGACCAAUGGACAUCCAUCUCCUACCAACAUAUCGGUGUUAGCGUGAGCACGUGGUUCUCAAAGUGCCAAACGCAUCAUUCACUAAGUGAUUGUUCUCUUUUCAGACAUAGUAUAAUAUAGUACAUUAGUACAAUACCUAUAGUAUUACACCUCACUAUAUGCAGUGUUAACACACUAUUAUUAUUUGAUGACACUAAAAUAUUUUAUUUUGUUGCGAAUAUAAUAUGCAAUAUUGAAUGAUA